Messenger RNA from Opisthorchis viverrini, 216 nucleotides. RefSeq lists its product as hypothetical. The record is from RefSeq and is a predicted model, not a curated record. Lineage: Eukaryota; Metazoa; Platyhelminthes; Trematoda; Opisthorchiida; Opisthorchiidae. The transcript is spliced from 2 exons. The coding region runs from base 1 to 216 and encodes 71 amino acids.
AUGUCCCUGUUGCCAACCGAGCUUUUGCAUCUCGACUUCCCCUGUCUAGCUCAGGAAANGGAAACCUGGAAGUAUCCCAACCCUCGUGCUUCUUUCGGGUGGCAUAGCAGCUGGGUACCGGAAGAGUCAAAAUAUUCAACAAUCUUGCGUGCCUUGUUGCGUGGGCUGGCCAAACCUGAGGGAGCAGGAAUUAAGGUACUGAUGUCUGAUUCUUAG